This is a messenger RNA of Hyaloscypha bicolor E, 1516 nucleotides long. RefSeq lists its product as uncharacterized. The record is from RefSeq and is a predicted model, not a curated record. Gene Ontology annotation, cellular component: mitochondrion; lipid droplet; plasma membrane. The transcript is spliced from 4 exons. Gene Ontology annotation, biological process: glycolipid biosynthetic process. Lineage: Eukaryota; Fungi; Ascomycota; Leotiomycetes; Helotiales; Hyaloscyphaceae. Bases 126 to 1361 code for a protein of 411 amino acids.
AUCCGUUGAACCGUCUCCUCAUUCUUAAUCAUGCCAUCAUCAUUAAAUGAAUUUAUUCUGUCUGUUUAAUUGAGAUAUUUCAAGUCACCUUUAUUUUUCUUUGGCCCAUUAGAACACAGCCAAACAUGUCAGCAUCUCGGCAAUACGACAUCGUAGUCUUUGGUGCCACAGGUUACACUGGGAAACUUACAGCAGAACAUAUCGCCACUGAACUGCCUACGGAUUUGAAAUGGGCUCUUGCUGGACGUUCAGAAAGCAAAUUGGAAGCUGUUGCUGCUGAAUGCACAGUUCUCAACCCCGACAGAGUGCAGCCCGCCAUUGAAGUCUGCAAUCUGGAAGAUGCAGAGUUGAGCGCAUUGGCCAAGAAGGCAAAGCUCUUCAUAUCAACUGUCGGUCCAUAUUGCAUCUACGGAGAACAUGCCUUCAAGGCGUGUGCAGAGAAUGGCACCCACUAUCUCGACGUCACUGGCGAAGUACUCUAUGUCAAGAACAUGAUCGAGAAAUAUGAGAAGACAGCCCAAGCAACAGGAGCCAUCAUGGUCCCCCAAAUUGGCAUUGAUUCAGCACCAGCGGAUCUGGUCACGUGGACGCUGGUUAACAUGAUUCGGAACCGAUUCUCUGCACCAACAGCUGAGGCUAUUGUAUCUGUUCACGAAAUAAAUGCGAAACCUUCUGGCGGAACCCUGAACACAAUCUUCACUCUCUUCGACAACUACAGCUUCAAGGAACUAGAAGCGGCCCAAGUGCCUUACACCAUAUCUCCCAUCCCAGGCCCAAAGACCCGCGAUCCGAAUUCGAUGAUCACCAAAAUCUUCGGAGUCCGUGUCGUCCCAGAUCUCGGAAUCCUGACAACAUCCAUGGGACGAGUUUCAGACAUACCAAUCGUCCAGCGCUCCUGGGGUCUCUUGGGCGGGGCCGAUUUCUACGGCCCCAACUUCCGGUUCAGCGAAUUCCUGAAGUCUCGCAACUACCUCACGGCCGUCAUCACGCAUUUCACAUUAGUGUUCGGAGGUCUCAUGAUCGCCAUUCCUUUCGUCAGAAAGAUGGCGAGAAGCUAUGUUUACAAGCCCGGCGACGGCCCUACCAAAGAGGAGUCCAAGAAUGAUAGAGUCGAAUAUAGGGGCAUUGCAACGCCGGAUGUGAAGAUCCCGAAACCUCCUCGGGCUUUUUGCACGGCUCGGUAUGAGGGUAAUUUGUAUGAUUUCACGGCUCUCUCGCUAUCACAGGCGGCGGUCUCGAUUCUGUUAGAUAAUCACAAACUUUCUGGUGGGAUUUACACUCCUGCAUGCUUGGGCCAGAAGUUUAUUGAUCGACUCGAUGGGGCUGGAUUCAAGUUCGAGACAAAGUUCUUUGAGAAUUGAUUGGCAAUCAGAAGCAUUUCUGUGUAAAUUUUCGGAUGACAGGAGAGUCAGAUGUUUGAGUACGUAUGUUGGUAGUUGGAAGUAGAGUUACGCACAUCUGAUCAAAUUGACGGGUCAAAUCCCCUCCAGCCAUGGGCUGCGUCGAUGCCAAGCGC